ACUGAAUCAUUUAUUCAAACUGAACCACUCCUUUUAUAUUCUGUCAAUGUACGAACCAAGUCUCAGUAUGACGAAAGUCACGUGAUAACAGCCAAGAGAGCAAAAAUGGAUGCAGAUGGAAAUUAUUUGCUACCACAAGAUGUAGAGCUUGAGUGUGUAAAGCAUUGUGUGGUAUAUGAUGGGCACACAAAAUCAUCUGAUGUGGAAGGUCCUGCUAUUCAAUAUGCAAAGCUACUAGAAGUUAUCAGUCGCCAACCUAUCAUGGUCCUGAAUGGUGGGUAUGAAUUCUUCUCUGCCUGCUAUCCAUUCUUCAGGACACAGAGAAUAUUUUACACGCCACAGGAGCUGGACGCCUUUGAACCCUAUCCUGUUGAGAUUUUACCAGCCAAACUUUACAUGGGUGAUUUUAAACAAGCCUCUGACAGGCAAGUUCAGAAAGAUCUAAAAGUCAAGGCUUACCUCAACCUCUGUCAUGAAAAAGACAUAAUCAUCCCAGAAGAGAGUGUUAUUUCAAUUUUACACAUUCCUUCUUCAGAAGAAACCAGUCUUUUGGCCCAUUUCCCAAAGAUCUGUGAAUUUCUUGAUGAACAGUCAGCUAAAGGUGCGGUGCUGGUAUUCUCCACUCUGGGUAUAAGUCGUUGCUGUACUGUAGUGAUAGCCUACCUCAUCUAUUCCCAGAAAAUUACACUAAAGGAUGCCUGGGCACUUGUUCAGAAGUGUAAAGCAACCAUUCGGCCACAUCGAGAUUUUGUACAACAGCUUUCUAACUGGGAGGAAACUAUAUUGCAGCAAAAGAUCACAAAUAUCUCUGACCCUUAUUAUUGAAAUGGUAUUUUUUAGCUGUUAAAAUGA
Rhincodon typus (whale shark) is the source of this 852-nucleotide messenger RNA. RefSeq names its product serine/threonine/tyrosine interacting-like 1 (gene styxl1). Gene Ontology annotation, biological process: positive regulation of intrinsic apoptotic signaling pathway; protein dephosphorylation; negative regulation of cytoplasmic stress granule assembly. The record is from RefSeq and is a predicted model, not a curated record. The transcript is spliced from 8 exons. Gene Ontology annotation, molecular function: pseudophosphatase activity; protein phosphatase binding; protein phosphatase inhibitor activity. The annotation marks the transcript as partial. Gene Ontology annotation, cellular component: mitochondrion. Lineage: Eukaryota; Metazoa; Chordata; Chondrichthyes; Orectolobiformes; Rhincodontidae.